AAGAGCAGAAGAUUGUUCAGCAUCUUUAUGUUGAAUACGGAAACAUUAUAAUAAAUUUGACAAAUUUAAAUGUUUAUAGAUGCAUUUGUCAGGUUUGGAUAAUUUGAUCAUUAUUAUUUUAAUAAUGAACGAUUGGCAAUCAAAUUACUCUCCAAGUCUAGGUAGCACAUUUGGUCCAUGGUAUCCAAGUACAACUAAGAAUAAAAUGGUCAAAGCAUAACAUACUUAGAAUCUAACAUUAGAACCUUUAACUUAAAAACAUCAUACAAGAAUUUAAAGUAGAACAUCUAUACCAAAAAGAAGAGCAAUAUCUGUCUAACGUAGAUUACCUACUGCUCCAACUAUGGAUAUAACAUCAAAAGUGCAAAAAUAAAGAACUCUACCAGAACCAGUUCUAAUGAAUUUGACUUAGGAACCACUAUAUGUUAGAAGCAAUAAGAUGGUAUAAGAUAUCUUAAAGAAAUUAUAAUACUAUCGAUACAAUGAACGUCAUUUGA
This is a messenger RNA of Paramecium sonneborni, 497 nucleotides long. The record is from the annotation of a GenBank genome assembly. Lineage: Eukaryota; Ciliophora; Oligohymenophorea; Peniculida; Parameciidae.